Molecule: messenger RNA, 1062 nt
Organism: Chironomus riparius
Lineage: Eukaryota; Metazoa; Arthropoda; Insecta; Diptera; Chironomidae
Source: the annotation of a GenBank genome assembly
AUGGAGUGUUGUUUAUCAGAAGAAGCAAAAGAGCAGAAACGCAUCAAUCAGGAAAUUGAACGACAGCUACGGCGCGAUAAGAGGGAUGCUAGGCGUGAAUUGAAACUUUUAUUGCUCGGUACUGGCGAGUCCGGCAAGUCAACUUUCAUCAAACAGAUGCGUAUCAUCCACGGAAGUGGUUAUUCAGAUGAAGAUAAACGUGGCUUUAUCAAAUUGGUGUACCAAAAUAUUUUUAUGGCAAUGCAAUCGAUGAUUCGUGCAAUGGAUUUACUAAAAAUUCAGUAUAGUGAUUCAAGAAAUUCGGAAAAUGCCGAGCUAAUACGUAGCGUUGACUUUGAAACAGUAACAACCUUUGAACCACCGUAUGUGAAUGCAAUCAAAGAACUUUGGGCUGAUGCUGGCAUUCAAGAAUGUUAUGAUAGACGAAGAGAGUAUCAAUUAACAGAUUCAGCAAAAUACUAUUUAAUGGAGAUUGAUCGAGUCGCGGCCACAGAUUAUCUGCCAACAGAGCAAGAUAUUUUGCGUGUACGUGUGCCGACAACGGGUAUCAUCGAAUAUCCAUUUGAUUUGGAAGAGAUUCGGUUUAGAAUGGUUGAUGUAGGAGGACAGAGAUCUGAACGAAGGAAAUGGAUUCAUUGUUUUGAAAAUGUGACAUCAAUUAUUUUCUUAGUCGCAUUAUCUGAAUACGAUCAAAUUUUGUUCGAGUCCGAGAAUGAAAAUCGUAUGGAAGAAUCAAAAGCUUUAUUCAAAACGAUCAUCACCUAUCCAUGGUUCCAGCAUUCAUCUGUUAUUCUUUUCUUAAACAAAAAGGAUUUGCUGGAGGAAAAAAUUAUGUAUUCACAUUUGGUUGAUUAUUUUCCUGAAUAUGAUGGACCACAGAGAGAUGCCAUAGCAGCUAGAGAAUUUAUCUUACGAAUGUUUGUAGAUUUGAAUCCUGAUUCAGAAAAAAUUAUUUAUUCACAUUUUACAUGCGCUACAGAUACGGAAAAUAUUAGAUUCGUAUUUGCAGCGGUAAAGGAUACAAUCUUGCAGUCAAACUUAAAGGAAUAUAAUUUAGUUUGA